CAUAUCCCAAUCCGUUGCCCAAGUCAAUAGCGGAAGGCACGUUUCUUGCACGACAAACGCCGGUGUAUUAUCAAUUUAUUUUGCAGCUCGGAUGUCAAAUAAGAAAUGGUGAAGUUAACACCAGACCUCAUAGAGUCAGCAGCUCAGUACAUAAAUCCAGUUAGGGACAGAGAACUGGAUCUAAGAGGGUACAAAAUACCGGUAAUUGAAAACCUUGGCGCCACUUUGGACCAGUUCGACUCCAUCGACUUUUCAGACAAUGACAUCAGGAAAUUAGACGGGUUUCCACUCUUGCGUCGAAUCAAGACACUAAUCUUCAACAACAACCGAAUAUGUCGCAUCGGCGAUAACCUGCAGGAACAUAUUCCCAAUCUGGAAACUUUGGUGCUGACAAGCAAUCACAUACAGAACCUCGGAGAUAUCGAUCCUCUCGCCAGCAUCAAGACCCUGACAUAUAUGUGUCUGCUGAAGAACCCUGUCACAGUAAAGAAGCACUACCGGCUUUACGUCAUCAACAAACUACCGCAGCUGCGAGUGCUGGAUUUCCGUCGGAUACGUCUGAAAGAACGGCAGGAGGCACAGCAGCUGUUCAAGGGACGUAAGGGCAAGCAAUUGGAAAAGGAGGUCGGAGUUACCACGGACGAGAAUGGGCCAUCUGCGGUUGUCACCAAGGGAAGUGGUGAUGCCAGCAGGACAUUAAAGGGUGCCGUCUUGCCUCCUGGUGAGGAGGCCAUGGACACAGGAGCGGUGAACGGCAGCUGAAGCGUGGCUUCUCGUCUUGACAGAAUGGUGCAAGUUUGUCAAAGUCUUGCACGUCCAGGCAUUGUACAUUUUCCCAUUCAUUUCAUCUUCACAGCAUCCACACUGUGGUUCAUUUCGCUGUUUCCGGUCGAAGUGAUGUUUGUUCAGAUGCUGUAAAGAACAGUUACUACUACUACUACCUUUGGUCUGCCAGCCAAAAGUGUUGAUACUUUUGCCGAGUUGCGAUGUGUCUUUUUUUUUUCUUUUUUUGUAAUAAAGACUUCCCUCUCGUUCGAGGCGGAUAAGCAUC
Messenger RNA from Ornithodoros turicata, 1051 nucleotides. Its product is annotated as U2 small nuclear ribonucleoprotein A'-like. Gene Ontology annotation, molecular function: protein binding; U2 snRNA binding. Gene Ontology annotation, cellular component: U2 snRNP. NCBI's taxonomy places the organism in Eukaryota, Metazoa, Arthropoda, Arachnida, Ixodida, Argasidae. Bases 106 to 762 code for a protein of 218 amino acids. The transcript is spliced from 7 exons. Gene Ontology annotation, biological process: mRNA splicing, via spliceosome. The record is from RefSeq and is a predicted model, not a curated record.